Messenger RNA from Ceratina calcarata, 2125 nucleotides. RefSeq lists its product as uncharacterized. Gene Ontology annotation, molecular function: lipid binding. The coding region runs from base 790 to 1749 and encodes 319 amino acids. Lineage: Eukaryota; Metazoa; Arthropoda; Insecta; Hymenoptera; Apidae. The record is from RefSeq and is a predicted model, not a curated record. The transcript is spliced from 5 exons.
AUGUAAAAUUAAAUAAGAAGAUAGAAAAUUCGAUCUAAUAAACGAGGCACACCCACGUCUCGUAAAUGCGUAAUUUCUCUGUUCUCCAAAAUAUUCUGUCUACGUAAAAUGAAACAGCUAAUCUAAGAUUUUUAUACAAGAUAUGAACAUAAAUCGAUAGAGAUUUAUCUUGUGUAUGUUGGUUAAUUUUUUAUCAUUCUGUUAUGAAAUGUCAAAGUGAUUGUGUAACGAUUCUUAUGCGUAUUAUCAUUACAUUCUACUCUGUUCCUUUUAUAGCGCGUUCUUCUAUAUGAAAUCAUGUUUAGAAUAUACGUAUUUGACCUGAGCAUACGUUUUUGUAUGAAUUUUUAAGUGAUUAUAAAGAAUUGUUUAGUUCUAUGGUAAAAUAUAAAUAGAUCAGUAAAUGAAAGUGAAUCUAUUUAUGACAAAAAUUAUUUCGAUGUCUGCGUAUGAUACAUAGUUUAGUAUGAUCAUUUGUGAUAUGUGGCUGAAAUAAAGGCAUUAUUUCAAUGUACUUACCUAUUGCUCUUGAAACACUUAAGAACCCAUUAACUCGCAUGAUUCCCAUACUUUGCAUCACUACUCCCCCAGUUUUUCGUAUUCUUUGCACCUCGUCCUAAAACGAAAUCAUUACACGUUAUUUAGAACACAUUAUACAUGUAACUGAUGUAACAGCAAUUGUUUUUAACUAACACAAACAGAACCUAAUCCAAAUUUUCUGUCAAAAGAGGAUGACUAUUUGUCUGAUCCUUAUUAUACUCUCGAUCGCGAUAAAUUGUAUACUGCAAAAUGACAGAGCUAGGAACACAGAUAGAUAGCGACAAAAGGUUGCUACUAUUCGCAACGUAUAAAGAUUAUUUGGAUUCCUUGGUGACAUUCGUCGAUCUCGGAUACUUAGGAAAUCUGAAUGUAGCGCGUCAAUUAGCUAAGCUCGGGUAUCGUUGCACCGGUGAAACACUUGACAAGGAGACGUUUUACCGUCGUUUGAAAGCCGUGAGAGAUUUACUAUUUCCGAUUUAUAAACCGUACGUGCUAACGUCGGAACACGUGGAACCGAAGGACAUGAGAAAUCUAUGGAAAGGAGAAGUAACUUCGAAAUUCAAAGAAGAGUGGCCUCAAGAGCAAGGAGAUUACGCAUUAGGCACGCGGUUUACUCGAAUCAUAGACGACGACGAAGGUGUUUCGAAUCUGCUUAGAUCGAAAUCCUUCGAAUUGUUACAAGACGAUACUUUUCGAAACGAAAGCUUGUUGCAGACUCUGUAUCUCGACGAUAUAACUGACGAAGCUGCAUCCACCGGAUCGGAGAGUUGUCAGACGCAUAGCGAGAAUCAGAUGGUAGAUAUGGCAUCGAUCGUCGGCACGUAUCAGCAUGAGAGCAACGAAAAUCUCGACGAAUAUUUCAAAGCUGUGGGUGUGCCAUACAUUCCUCGGAAAAUGAUGAGCAUGUCUAGCCCGCGAUUAGAAAUAUCGAACGACGGUGACAAAUGGACUAUUUGUACAAUUUCGAUGUUUCGUACAGCACAAUUGACGUUCACUCUUAACGAGGAAUACGAGGAACACAUGCCUGCUGGGGUUACACUAAAAAAUGUGACUACCAUGGAAGAAGACGGUUUGGUCACAGUUUCAGUCGGACCAGAUAACAAUAAAGUAGUGCGGAAGUAUGAAGUUACAAAGGAUGGCGUGGUUUUGAUAAUGACCCACGAAAAGAGCGGACAAGUGGCAAAGCGCUAUUUUAAGCGUCUCUCGUAAAUCUCUCUUGUUACUUUUCGAACGAAAAAGCGUAUUCACAUUCCAUUUUAUAUACUAUUUAACGAUUGAAGUUUUUACAUUUCUAUCCUAAUGCUAACGUGUCACGAUAAUAACGGAAAGAUUCCAGGAAGCAACUGGGAAAAGCAUCGCGUAUUUCGACAAAAGCUGUAUGAAAAUAUCUCUAUUCUGCGGUCUGCAAUCGACAAAGAAUCAAUCGUAAAUUUUCCCGCUGUCACUUGCAACGCAUGCCAUUCCUUACUUCUAUUAUAUGUCACGUGUUAUGUAUGUAUGUACAGAGUACAAAUGACAUGAGUAAAUUGAAAUUGUACCGUGAGAUAUGAGAAAUAAAAAGAAUAAGGCAGAGUCUGCAGUUUAU